Messenger RNA from Nicotiana tabacum (common tobacco), 591 nucleotides. The record is from RefSeq and is a predicted model, not a curated record. Lineage: Eukaryota; Viridiplantae; Streptophyta; Magnoliopsida; Solanales; Solanaceae.
AUGAGCAAGAGUGGUUUUGAUAAGAAUGUUGAUCCUACCGAAGCGCCUCGGUUAUCGGAGUAUAAUCUCAGUGUUGAUGCAUCAGGGAUUGUAUUGGCCAUCGAAAGGAUCAAAGACACCAGGUGGACCAGGCCUAUACAGACCGAUCCUUCUCAAAGGAAUCCAACCUUGAGAAUUACUUCUAAAUUGAAACUUUGUGGAGAUAAUAUCAGUGACUAUGAUAUGCUUGAAAAAACGUUUACAGCGUUUCAUGUCUCCAAUAUGGUCUUGCAACAGCAGUACCAAGAGAAAGGCUUCACAAAGUACUCUCAGUUGAUUUCUCUUCUACUUGUGGUUGAACGAAACAAUGAAUUGCUUAUGAGAAAUCACGAAAAUCGACCCACUAGGUCUACACCAUUUCCUAAAGAGGAUGAGGUGUAUUCCCAUUAUGCUAAUCGUGGGAAAGGUCGUGGUCAUAUUCGUGGUCGUGGUCGUGGCCAUAUCCAAGGAAGAAAAUUUCCUGGUGUUAAUCAUCCUCCACCGAAAAAUAACUUCCAAAAAUGGAAAGGGAAAGAUGAGAAGCGAAACGCAGAGGGUUCAGAAAUUAAAUGA